This is a messenger RNA of Oikopleura dioica, 705 nucleotides long. The record is from the annotation of a GenBank genome assembly. Lineage: Eukaryota; Metazoa; Chordata; Appendicularia; Copelata; Oikopleuridae.
AUGUCUGAGAAUCAUAACAUCAAGUACAAUCCUCUUUUUGCGUCGCAAAGUUCGAUUGAUUCGUUUGAGUCGGAAAUUGACGAUCAAGAUGAGUUCUGGGACUUUGAUGAAAAACUUGGGCUUGGAGUCGAGUGCCGCCGAAAACGCAGAAAUGAAGCGCAAAAGCGAUGCACUUACUGUACCAAAAUCGUCCCGCAAAUCACAGAAUUCAUUUCUCAGACGGGCGAGAAUCACGUGAUCAGACAAAGCCUCUUCUGUGACUCAAAGAAUGUGAUCUACUUGGCCACGUGCAAGAAAUGCAAUUUGAGCUCUGUCGGAUCUUCAAUCAACUUCAAAAAUCGCCUUCAAAGCUAUAAAAGAAAUAUUCUUGAGCGAAUCGGGGACACUGCCUUUGAAACUCACAUGCGUAAAAUUCACUCGAGGGUAAAAGAUCCGCUAUCGAUUGUGGAAAUUGUGCCGAUAAGAAAAUACGACCCGCGAACGCAUAAUGCUUCGCAUUUGAGGGCACAUGAGACACUCUGGAUGAAUAGGUUAAAUACUCUUGAAAAAGGAUUGAACAAAAGAGAGGAGAAAUCAAUUUGCUCAUGUGUUGAUUAUGAACGCGAGGAAUCCCUUAUUUUGAAUCAUUUGGCAAAGUCAGUGCAUGAUACUCAAAAAGAACCAAGAAGAAGUCCAAGGAAUAAAAAAUCUGUGAAUUAUAAAUAA